Gallus gallus (chicken) is the source of this 2703-nucleotide messenger RNA. RefSeq names its product single stranded DNA binding protein 4 (gene SSBP4). Gene Ontology annotation, molecular function: single-stranded DNA binding; protein binding. Lineage: Eukaryota; Metazoa; Chordata; Aves; Galliformes; Phasianidae. Gene Ontology annotation, cellular component: nucleus. Bases 170 to 1333 code for a protein of 387 amino acids. Gene Ontology annotation, biological process: positive regulation of transcription by RNA polymerase II. The transcript has 18 exons. The record is from RefSeq and is a predicted model, not a curated record.
GUUGCUGGAACAGCCGCGCGCGCGGGGGGAGGGAGCGGCGGCGGCGGCGUUGCGGGGACCCCCGGCCCCGCGCGGCGGUUUCAAGGUCCCCCGGGCCGGGCCGGGCCGAGGCGCAGCGCGGGGCCGGGAUGGCGGCGGGGCGCUGCCGGUGACAGCGGGGCCGUGCAGGAUGUACGGCAAGGGCAAGGGCUGCGGCGUGCCGUCCGACGGGCAGGCCCGCGAGAAGUUGGCGCUGUACGUCUAUGAGUACCUCCUGCACGUGGGAGCCCAGAAAUCCGCGCAGACGUUCCUGUCCGAGAUCCGAUGGGAGAAGAACAUCACGCUGGGCGAACCGCCGGGCUUCCUGCACUCCUGGUGGUGCGUCUUCUGGGACCUUUACUGCGCAGCCCCCGACCGCCGUGAGACGUGUGAGCACUCGAGUGAGGCCAAAGCCUUCCACGACUACAGCGCAGCGGCGGCGCCCAGCCCGGUGAUGGGGAACCUUCCCCCCAGCGAUGGCAUGGCGGGGGGGCCCAUGCCCCCCGGCUUCUUCCAGGCACCGCCGGGCUCACAGCCAUCGCCGCAUGCUCAGCCCCCCCCCCACGCCCCCACCGCCCCCAUGAUGGGGCCGCACCCCCAGCCCUUCAUGUCCCCCCGGUACCCCGGCGGCCCCCGCCCCGCGCUGCGGAUGAACCAGCCACCCGUGGGUGUCCCCGGCUCUCAGCCGCUGCUGCCCAACGCCAUGGACCCGGCUGCGCGGGCACAGGGGCAUCCGAACAUGGGGGGCCCAAUGCAGCGCAUGAACCCCCCCCGAGGCAUGGGCGGCAUGGCACCACAGACCUACGGCAGUGGGAUGCGCCCCCCCCCCAGCUCGCUGGCCGGCCCCGGCAUGCCCGCCAUGAACAUGGGUCCCGGUGGCCGCGGGCCGUGGCCAAACCCCAACACCAACUCUAUCACCUACUCCUCCUCAUCCCCCGGGAACUACGUGGGCCCCCCCGGCGGCGGCGGCCCCCCCGGCACCCCCAUCAUGCCCAGCCCCGGUGAUUCCACCAACUCCAGUGAGAACAUGUACACCAUGAUGAACCCCAUCGGGCCGGCGGGGACCCGGCCAAAUUUCCCAAUGGGGCCGGGGCCGGAGGGGCCCAUGAGCGGGAUGAGCGCAAUGGAGCCCCAUCACAUGAACGGAUCCUUAGGCUCUGGGGACAUGGAUGGGCUGCCCAAGAGCUCUCCCAGUAACAUGGCGGGGCUGACCAACCCCCCCGGCACCCCGCGGGACGACGCCGAGAUGGGCACCAAUUUCUUAAACCCCUUCCAAAGCGACAGCUACUCGCCCAGCAUGACAAUGAGCGUGUGAGCCCAGCGCCGAAGCCGGCCGAGAACCCGACGCCCCCCCGCGGUGCCAAAAAAACCCCCCAUAAUUAAUUUUUCUGUAUUUAAUAACCCCCCCCCCCCCCCCAAACCCGCCCCCAGCAAUCACACAAACAAACCACCACCACCCCCCCCCCAAAAAAAAAGGAAAAAAAAUGACACCCCCCCCUUAAAAAAAACCACCAAAUGACCAAAAAAAGGAGAAUCAGAAUCUGAGCUCUGCACCGUUGUGGCGACCGCGGCUGAGACCCCCCCGGCCCCCCCCCCUUUGGGCACACAGCGGUGGCAGAGGGCAGGAGGGAGCCCAAGGUGGGGGGGGGAAUCUGCAUCCUCUCCUGUGAGCCCCCCCUCCUGCCCCCAACUCUGGGCCACGCAGCACUGGGGGGGAGGGAGGGGGAUGUAUUUAUUCGGGGGGGUCGCAGUUUGCUCCCUUCCCACCCCCCUAAAGAAACGAACAGCGCUGUGCUGUCUGUUGCACACUGCAUUGCAAUGAGCUGCGAUGCUGUGGAGCAGUGCCCCCCCGCCCCCCCCCCACAGCACUGCCUGGAGGGGUCCGCCCCCCCCCCAGCGGGCAGAACCCCCCCCCCAAUCACAUGAAGGCGGGGGGGGGCAGCCGCAUUGUGGCUCUGCCAAAGCCGCAGCACGGGGGUGGGGGGGGGGCGCAGAGCCAGCACAGCCCCCCCCCCAGCCAGCGGCCUCCUGCCAGGCUGAGCAGAGGGGGGUGUCAAGCCAUACCUCCCUGGAGCCCCCCCAGCUCUAUAGGGCACCCCCAGUGCAGAGAGCAGCCCCCCCUCCCCCCCAGCCCCGUCUGCGUGCUCAGACAGCACUGUGAUCUUCCUGCCCCCCCGACCCGAGCGGCAGACCGGGGCCCCCCCGCCCCCCCCCGAGGGACCACUUUUAGAAAAGAAACUUUAAUUAAUGAAGGAUUUUGGGGUUGGAUUUUGUUUUGUUUUUUUUUUUCUCUCCUCCUUUUCCUUCUCUUUUGUAUCAGAAAGGACCUCAGCCUCCCCCCCCCAACUUUUACCAUCCCCCCCAUCCUCUACCGCGCGCCCCGGCCCCCCCCUGUACAGCCUGGAGCCGGGACCCCCCCCCGUAGUUGUUCUGUGUAGGGAAAGCGCUCCCCGCUUUCUUAGCCCCGGGUCUAUAGAGCAAGCAUUGCUAUGGAAACAAAACCCGGGGGGGGGGGGGGGGGAGGAAAAAGGAAAAAAAAAAAAGAAAAAGAGAUUUCCCCCCCCCCCUCCCCCCCAAAAAUGAAAAUGACAAAAAAAAAAAAAAAGAAAAAGAAAAAAACUGAAAAAAAAAAGGAGCAAAGCAACCGACCCCGCAUCAAUAAAUGUCAGCUGAUGUUUUUCAGAA